AGCUCCACAGCCACACAGCCAUGUUGUUCUCGGUGCUGUUCGCGGUGAUGCUGUCGGUGGCGACGUCAGCGCAGGUCAGGGGGCCGCUCCACGCGUCCUGCAAGGCUGAUUGGACGUUUGGUCAGUCCUGCGCCGACGCCAUGGGCGCCAUCGUGGACCAGAUGAAGGCUUGGGCGGGCCCCGACGGCUGCGCCAACGGCGGCGAGAAGUGUCUGUAUGAGUACAUGUCGACGGAAGGCAACGUGGUGAAAGGUACCCACACCACGCCCGUGCACAAGUACGUUGACGACCUGGAGUUUACCUUCACCGACGCCGCCGACGGCUCCUGUGCCAUGCAUGGCUUCUCCACCUCGGAGACCAUCUACGCGGUGCUGGACUCCUCCACCAACUACUGCAACAUGAAGAACCUGAUCACGGGCGCCGGCCUGGACCAGGGCGACGGUUACUCGGAGACGGCGAGCGACGACAAGUGCACGCAGUACUCCAGCGCCAACUGCGACAAAUACUAAGCGGCGGAUGUGUCACGGUCAAGCGCGGCCGCGGUGCGCAGCCCCGGCGCACAGUGAUCGAAACAAAAUCACAGUGUCGUAUGUGCUGCUUUUGUCUCAAUAAAAGUGUGGACUGUUCCGUUCUCAA
Pollicipes pollicipes is the source of this 636-nucleotide messenger RNA. RefSeq lists its product as uncharacterized. Lineage: Eukaryota; Metazoa; Arthropoda; Thecostraca; Pollicipedomorpha; Pollicipedidae. Bases 21 to 509 code for a protein of 162 amino acids. The record is from RefSeq and is a predicted model, not a curated record. The transcript has 4 exons.